CGUCGCCCUGCGCGCCGGUCUCGGGCCCGCGUCCGCCCAGGUUUCGGGGUAAAGGAAAGAGCCCUGCACCGCGCCGUGCUCGCCGACGCCCGCGCCUCGGCGCGGGGCGGAGAACAGCUGGGGCUGAGGCCGCUGCGGGCUCGCAUCCUCCGCCCUCGGCCGCCGCGCUCACGGUGAGCUCCCACGCCUCGCGACUCCCGCCGCCCCGGACUCGGACCCGGGGACGUCCAGCCUGCAUUCCCGCUCCUCAGCCUGAGACGCUUGAAAAGUGACAGGCAGGUGUUGGCUACCCUGAGGCUUUUUAAAUAAUCCUCCCAGUCGCCCAGCGUGAAGCACUCUUCCGGAUUCCUGCGUCGAUUGUCAUUCGCAGAGCACGUACUUUGUUAUUCCAGAAAUGAGCGGUGGCUUGGCUCCAAGUAAGAGCACGGUCUAUGUCUCCAACUUGCCCUUCUCCCUGACAAACAAUGAUUUAUACCGGAUAUUUUCCAAGUAUGGCAAAGUUGUGAAGGUUACAAUAAUGAAAGACAAAGAUACAAGGAAGAGUAAAGGUGUUGCGUUUAUUUUGUUUUUGGAUAAAGACUCUGCCUUAAACUGCACCAGAGCAAUAAAUAACAAACAGUUGUUUGGUAGAGUGAUCAAGGCGAGCAUUGCUAUUGACAAUGGAAGAGCAGCUGAGUUUAUCCGGAGGCGAAACUACUUCGAUAAAUCUAAGUGCUAUGAAUGUGGGGAAAGCGGACACUUAAGUUAUGCCUGUCCUAAAAACAUGCUUGGAGAGCGUGAGCCUCCAAAGAAGAAAGAGAAGAAAAAGAAGAAGAAAGUCCCCGAACCAGAAGAAGAAAUUGAGGAAGUAGAAGUGAGUGAAGAAGAGGGGGAGGACCCGGCUCUGGACAGUCUGAGUCAGGCCAUAGCAUUCCAGCAAGCCAAAGUUGAAGAGGAGCAAAACAAAUGGAGACCCAGUCCAGGGGGUCCCUCAACCUCAGAUGAUUCUAGACGACCAAGGAUAAAGAAAAGUGCAUAUUUCAGUGAUGAAGAAGAACUUAGUGAUUAAGAUUGUAUUUAUUUUGUAAAUAUUAUUCAAAUAAAAUCUUACAGUACCAAAUGCA
Molecule: messenger RNA, 1103 nt
Organism: Psammomys obesus (fat sand rat)
Lineage: Eukaryota; Metazoa; Chordata; Mammalia; Rodentia; Muridae
Gene: Zcrb1
Product: zinc finger CCHC-type and RNA binding motif containing 1
Exons: 8
Coding region: 395-1048 (217 amino acids)
Biological process (GO): mRNA splicing, via spliceosome
Cellular component (GO): U12-type spliceosomal complex
Molecular function (GO): RNA binding; zinc ion binding
Source: RefSeq, a predicted model, not a curated record